AUGACUACCAAUUUGUCGGAGUUUGUUAAUUCCAUGUUCAAAAACACAAGACAUUUGUCGGUGUCAUCGUUGGUUGAGGAGACGUAUUUCAAGACCACACAACUUUUUGCUAAUAGAAGUCGACAAACUCAAGCAAUGAUCAACUCUGGCUCACAGUAUUCUGAAGUCGUCUUCGAUGCAAUGAAUAGCAGUCAACAACAAUCUAAUACACACAUUGUAAAUGAAUUCGACAGACACAAUCACACUUUUAUUAUAACAAAGACUCAAUCCCCACUUGAAACACCCAGACCACCCGGAAGGUUUAGAGUAAUGUUACAAUCCCAAAAGUGUGAUUGUGGUGAAUAUCAGGCUAAACACUUACUGUGUUCUCACGUCAUGGCUGCUUACAAAUCUGUCAAUGUUGAUCCCAUGACCCAUGUGCCGAUGUUAUUCACCUUACAACACAUUUUGCAUAUUUACGACAACUCCUUUGGUUUAUUGCCACACGAAUCAAUGUGGCAAGAAUAUGAAGGAGAUCAAUGGGGUCUUGAUCCAAAGAGAAAGAGAACUGCAAAGGGUCGUCCCGUUUCAACUCGCAUUCUUACUAAGAUGGACGAAGACGAAAAUGAACGACCACGUAGAAAAAAAUGUGGACUUUGCCGGUGA
Molecule: messenger RNA, 645 nt
Organism: Glycine soja
Lineage: Eukaryota; Viridiplantae; Streptophyta; Magnoliopsida; Fabales; Fabaceae
Exons: 1
Coding region: 1-645 (214 amino acids)
Molecular function (GO): zinc ion binding
Source: RefSeq, a predicted model, not a curated record